Pyricularia grisea is the source of this 1678-nucleotide messenger RNA. RefSeq lists its product as uncharacterized. Gene Ontology annotation, molecular function: ribosome binding; Hsp70 protein binding. The coding region runs from base 117 to 1451 and encodes 444 amino acids. The transcript has 2 exons. Lineage: Eukaryota; Fungi; Ascomycota; Sordariomycetes; Magnaporthales; Pyriculariaceae. The record is from RefSeq and is a predicted model, not a curated record. Gene Ontology annotation, cellular component: cytosol. Gene Ontology annotation, biological process: 'de novo' cotranslational protein folding; regulation of translational fidelity.
GGAAAAAAAAUGAAAGGCACACCCCGCUGAAAUUUAGCAUCAUUUGUUUCAUUGACAAAGAAAAGCACCCAAACCCCUCCAAGCAAGAUACUACCAAUCUUGUUAGUGAAGGCAACAUGGCUACCGCUACAAUAGUCAAGAAGCCUCUCCCGGCGCUUACCUCCGGGUGGAGUGCCGAAAAAGACUUUAAGCCGCUGGGCAAGCUCACCAAAGCCACCGAGCGCAGCCUUGAGCCCGUCGGCCCGCACUUUCUCGCACACGCCCGCCGCUCCAGGCACAAGCGCACCUUCUCUGAGGAUGAUAGGAUCCAGGCUCAGGAGCGUGCCAAGAAGGUCGAGGACGAGGACGAUGGCGAGAUCAGCGAGCCCGAAGACCCUAUGAUGUUCCAGAGGGAUGCCAAGGACUGGAAGAACCAAGACCACUACCAAGUUCUCGGCCUGUCCAAGUACCGCUACAAGGCUUCCGAGGACCAGAUCAAGCGCGCACACCGCAAGAAGGUCCUCAAGCACCACCCCGACAAGAAGGCCGCCGCCGGUCGCGUCGACGACGACAACUUCUUCAAGUGCAUCCAGAAGGCCACCGAAGUGCUCCUGGACCCCGUCAAGCGUCGCCAAUUCGACUCGGUGGACGAGAAGGCCGACGUUGAGCCCCCGACCAAGAAGCAGCUGCAAAAGGGCAACUACUACAAGCUCUGGGGCAACGUCUUCAAGGCCGAGGCGCGCUUCAGCAAGACGCACCCCGUACCGCAGUUUGGUGGUGAGGACGCCAGCAAGGAGCAGGUCGAGGAGUUCUACAACUUUUGGUACAACUUUGACAGCUGGCGCUCGUUCGAGUACCUCGACGAGGAUGUGCCCGACGACAACGAGAACCGUGACCAGAAGCGUCAGAUGGAGAGGAAGAACGCCAACGCCCGCAAGAAGAAGAAGGUUGAGGACAAUGCUCGUCUGCGUAAGCUGCUCGACGACGCCUCUGCCGGCGACGAGCGCAUCAAGCGUUUCAGGCAAGAGGCCAACGCUGCCAAGAACAAGAAGAAGGCAGACAAGGAGGCAGCCGAGAAGAAGGCCAUCGAGGACGCACGGUUGAAGAAGGAGGCCGAGGAGAAGGCGGCCAAGGAGGCAGAGGAAAAGGCCAAGGCCGAUCGCGAGGCUGGCAAGAAGGCCAAGGAGGCAGCCAAGAACGCUGUCAAGAAGAACAAGCGUGUGCUCAAGGGUUCGGUCAAGGACGCAAACUACUUUGCCAGCGGAGAUGCAUCGCCGGCACAGGUUGAUGCCGUGUUGGGUGAUGUUGACUUGGUCCAGGGCAAGAUUGACGCCGACGAGAUCGCUGCGCUGGCUGGUAAGCUCAAUGGGCUUACCGUCGCGGAUGAGAUCAAGGCUGUCUGGCAAGGCGAGGUCAAGAGGCUUGUUGAUGCUGGAAAGCUUAAGGAGGGCGAGGCCAAGUCUUUUGCUUAGAGAUUUUGUUUUAUGUGUUGAUUUGAUGAGGUUUCACGACUAUCUGAUAGGUCUGGAAUUCGUAUAGAAUAAGACGGAUCUUUCUUCUUCUAGUGGCUGUUAUAUAGUCUUUGCAAUCCAGUGACAUCUGACGAACAAUGGACAGCUUUCACUUGCUGGCUGUUUCUCUAUACCACAAGAUUUAGCUGGAAAAUCCUUGACAAGAUCAACUUUGUAGACUUUUGCCG